Molecule: messenger RNA, 2262 nt
Organism: Blastomyces gilchristii SLH14081
Lineage: Eukaryota; Fungi; Ascomycota; Eurotiomycetes; Onygenales; Ajellomycetaceae
Product: mannan polymerase complexes MNN9 subunit
Exons: 2
Coding region: 436-1569 (377 amino acids)
Biological process (GO): cell wall mannoprotein biosynthetic process; protein N-linked glycosylation
Cellular component (GO): mannan polymerase complex
Molecular function (GO): alpha-1,6-mannosyltransferase activity
Source: RefSeq, a predicted model, not a curated record
AGAAAAAAAGAAAAAAAGAAAAAGAAAGAAACAAAAGAAAACAUCGCCAACUUGGCAUCUUCAACUUCAUCCUCAGCUCAGCUUCCAGCUUCCAGCUUCUACUCCGUCGUACUUGUUCCACCUCAAUUCAUUUCUUAAUUUUACAUUCCACACCUCCUUUAAUUCUAUUCUAUUGCAGGAGAGGUGUUUUCAUUUUUUUUUUUUCUCUCCCCUUCGACUAUUAAAUAUUUAGACUUCCCUUCCUGAAUGCUGUUGACACCUCGCCCCUCGCUCCCCUUUGUGCAUCCCGUGAAAUAUGUCCGCAACAACAGCACCACCACAACUUAACGAGUAACAGACGGCCUCAGUGGGAUAAAAUUAUUAUUAUAUUUACUUUUCCUUAUAUUGUAUUCUAUUUCUUUGGACGCAUAGCGUCCUAUCCGUUAGAUCCCUCCCAUGGCCAUACCACGCUCCCUCCGAAGAACGAAUCCUCUCACUCUCAUUCUAGCUGGUCUACUCUCCGUCGGGUUCCUCUUCUUCAUCUUCUCUCCUUCGUCGAAUUCUGCGUCUGGUUCGACUUCUCAAGGACGGAAAAGCUAUGCGGCCGCGAACAGCCUCUCUCCUCCUACCAAACCCUUCCUCAGAGAUCCCUCGACCAAACCGAAUGGUCACCGUGCGCCGCCCCAGGUCGUCCGAUAUAAUAUGAACAAAAAUACUGCGACAACCGAGUCGGUCAAAAAUCAUGAGCGUGUCCUCAUCCUUACGCCUCUCGCUCGAUUCUACCCUGAAUACUGGGACAAUUUGGAGAAACUUACAUUCCCACAUGACUACAUCUCCCUGGGAUUUAUUAUCCCAAAAACACCGGAGGGAAACGCUGCGGUAUCAGCAUUGCAGGCUGCUAUUAAACGGACCCAAUCAGGCCCUGUCGUUAAUAGAUUUGCUAGCAUUACGAUCCUCCGACAAGAUUUUGAUCCCCCGAUUGUUUCCCAGGAUGAAAAGGAACGACACAAAUUUGAAAAUCAAAAGAAACGACGGGAAGCUAUGAGUCGGGCACGGAACAGUCUUCUCUUUACAACUCUGGGGCCGUCGAUAUCCUGGGUCCUCUGGCUCGAUGCUGAUAUUGUUGAGACCCCUCCAACCCUGAUUCAAGACCUGACAAGACACAACAAACCAAUCAUCGUACCCAAUUGCUAUCAGCGAUUCCAAAACCCCGAAACAAACCAGAUGGACAUACGGCCAUAUGAUUACAAUUCAUGGGUAGACACUGCUCGGUCGCUGGAAAUCGCGAAGGCCAUGGGCCCAGAUGAAAUUAUGCUGGAGGGAUAUGCAGAACUGCCAACCUAUAGAAGGUUGAUGGCGCACCUGGCCGACAAAUCCCCAAACCGAAAUGUCGAUGAGAUAAUGCCACUUGACGGAGUCGGGGGAACAGCGUUGAUGGUGAAGGCAGACGUUCAUCGCGAUGGUGCAAUGUUCCCGGCAUUCCCAUUCUACAACCUGGUAGAAACGGAAGGUUUUGCAAAGAUGGCGCGAAGGCUUGGGUGGACGUGCUUUGGAUUGCCUAAUUAUUUUGUAUAUCAUUAUAAUGAGUGAACUGAUUUCCAUCCACCAUUUUCAUCAUUAAUUUUGCACUUACGCAUAAACUGGUUUUUAGUCAAUAUCUUUCCGCCCGCUCCUUAUUUCAUCGUUCAUCCCCUUCUCUUGCUCUUGAUUGAUCCGGUCCGAAAUUUCCCUGUUUCCCUUUUUUUCCCAUUUACAUCCUUCUGGGUCCUGGAGUAUCUAGUUCUUUAUUUUGCAAUACCUCUUUUGUUUCAUUUUUGUGAUCUGCUUAGUUAUGUACAGUGAAGCGGUUCCCUCCAUGUUAGGUCUCCAUGGAUAGCUCAAUGUAAACUUUGUCGCAAGCUACAAUACCUGAUAGCAAGAGACUUUCUACUACUCCGCAUCGUUUACCUACGUAAAUUUUUACGCUAAAAGAGGCGAGUAUCUCUUGGGCCUAUUUUCGUGCUAUCGAUGCAUUCCUUGUCGUAUUACAAAUUUAGAUUUAAGAUAUUUUCUAGUCAUUUGCCUGUAUAUUGGAAAUCUGACAAGCAUUAUAUACUCUAUCGUCCUGUGUAUAACUGUAGUAGACCAGCUUAUGUUGGUCAUGUCGAGCAUUAGACUUAAACAAAAGGGUUGCGAAGGGCUGCGAGGAAGCAUGCUACUGACUACUGACUCUCUUUCGAGUAUUAGCCACGUCGUCGAUGCUCUUAUUUUUCCCUUUUUCGGUAAUAUUGAGUCCAAAGGGUA